AUGGCCUCAUCAACUCCGGUUCUCACUGCUGGUGGCUUGACUGCAACAUAUUGGGAAGUAGCUCGACAAGCGACGACAGCUGUCACUACAGCCCCAACAGCCACGGCUGUGGACUUCUUAACUACACAACAUAUAACGAUAGACGGAUUUACUAACGACCACGGCACCGUACCCGCUAAAACAGUCGAUAUUGUUAUACCGACAUGCAUUCAAACCAUACAACCAGAUCCCAAUGGGUACUUGCCCCCAGGAACGUGCAAUGCUCUUUGGGACUAUUACCCAAGCUUUCCAGCAGCAUUAGCAUUUACCAUCCUAUUCGGCUUGUUGACACUCGCCCAUAUAUAUCAAGGGAUAGCGUAUAGAAAGAAGUUUUGUUGGGUUAUCGUCAUGGCCAGUUUCUGGGAAACGAUGGCUUAUCUAUUCCGUACAGUCAGCACCCGAUACCAACAGAGCUCCGGUAUAUACCUGGUUUUUCAGAUAUUUAUUCUACUUUCUCCGCUGUGGGUAAACGCUUUCGACUAUAUGGUUCUCGGCCGAAUGAUAUAUUUCUUUACUCCUUCGCGACAAGUUUUCAACAUACCAGCGCCAACGUUGGCUGCGGCUUUUGUCACCUUUGACUUCAUUGCGUUCGUAAUACAGCUAGCAGGCGGCUCGAUGGCGGGCCCGACCGCGCCGGCAGAAGACCAGUUAAGAGCCAUCCACAUAUAUAUGGGCGGUAUAGGGUUACAACAGUUUUUCAUUGUAGUCUUCGUGGCUUUCGCAGUCAGGUUUCAAUUUGAUAUGCGGCGUGUACAUGGAUCCGACAGUCGACACGCAAAUGGGAGGUCCGGCUGGCGCCCUUUGCUAUUUACACUAUAUGGGUCAUUGAUGUGUAUCACGAUCCGUAUUAUAUUUAGACUGGUUGAAUUCUCAUCAGGGUCAACUGGUGUGUCGAACCCCUUAGUAGCCAACGAAACUUAUUUUUACGUCCUCGAAGCAGUACCAAUGCUGUUGGCCAUUGUCGCUUUCAAUAUCACUCAUCCGGGAUCAGUUCUCGUGGGACCGGAGUCGGAGAUGCCAGGAUUCUUCACAAUGUGCAUGGGGUUUUUUAGAAAGAGGAGAGCGUUUAAGAAACUUGAUGAAUCAGAUCAAGAAGAAAUGUCUAUCUUGCGAGCGUAA
This is a messenger RNA of Hypoxylon trugodes, 1158 nucleotides long. Its product is annotated as RTA1 like protein-domain-containing protein. The transcript is spliced from 5 exons. NCBI's taxonomy places the organism in Eukaryota, Fungi, Ascomycota, Sordariomycetes, Xylariales, Hypoxylaceae. The record is from RefSeq and is a predicted model, not a curated record. The coding region runs from base 1 to 1158 and encodes 385 amino acids. Gene Ontology annotation, cellular component: membrane.